Jatropha curcas is the source of this 3627-nucleotide messenger RNA. RefSeq lists its product as uncharacterized. Gene Ontology annotation, molecular function: protein binding; protein kinase activity; ATP binding. The record is from RefSeq and is a predicted model, not a curated record. Gene Ontology annotation, biological process: protein phosphorylation. NCBI's taxonomy places the organism in Eukaryota, Viridiplantae, Streptophyta, Magnoliopsida, Malpighiales, Euphorbiaceae.
UCUGUCUAAUCUAAAAAGCAGUAAAAAAAAAAAAACAUCAAAAUCCACUGAAAAGCUACAAACUGCAGCACAGCAAGAACACCCACGCAAACCUCCAUUUUAGAGGAUUCAAGAAUCAACCCCCAGAUGGAAUUUGAAGAACCAACAUGCUAAUUUAUAUCCAUCAAUGACCAUUACCAUGUCAUUGCUAUGUCCAUAUUGUGUUCUCAUCUCUUUUUCCCUUUUAUUAGUCUCCUGUCUCUCCUUGCCUCCUAAAUCUGCAAUUUAUCUUCUGCAGUUCCGUGACAGUCUUCCUCUACAUUCUCAACACCUCUUGCCAUGGAAUCAUUCAACUUCUUCUUCUUCUCCUUGUCAGUGGCCGGGAGUUUCAUGCUAUUCCACCAAAAGCUUUCAAGUCAAGGCCUUGAAUCUUUCAGGGUUUGGUUUAUCUGGAAUCUUGAACAAUUCCAUUUCCCAUCUCUGCCUCCAUAAGCAUUUGGUCUCUCUUGACCUCAGUGGCAACAAUUUCACUGGUUUUGUUCCUAAGCAACUUGGAAAUUGUGGCCAACUUAAUACUAUUCUUCUAAAUGACAAUGGGUUUGAAGGUGCAAUGCCUCCUCAGCUUUUUCAAUCAAAGCAGCUUUUAAAGUUGGACCUGGGUUAUAAUUUCCUCUCUGGUAAUAUUCCUCCUGAGGUAAGCUUUUGUACCAAUCUUGAAUAUUUAGGGUUUUAUAACAAUUAUUUGAGUGGUGAGGUUCCAAAUGAGGUAUUUACUUUACCAAAUCUCAAGUUUCUGUAUCUGAACACAAAUAACUUAACUGGGUCAUUACCAGAUUUAUCACCUUAUUGCGCAAUUUCAGAUUUUUGGAUUCAUGAGAAUGCCUUUUUUGGAUCUUUGCCUAGUUCUAUUAGUAAUUGCCAAAACCUUACUACAUUUAUAGCAUCUCAAAACAAUUUUGAAGGGAUAAUUGGACCAGAGAUUUUCAAUGGCCUUUUGCAACUUCAGAUUCUUUAUCUUGAUCGAAACAAACUUGAAGGGGAAAUUCCUGAAACUAUGUGGGCUCUUGAAAAUUUACAAGAGCUUGUUCUUUCAGGAAACAAGCUCAAUGGUACCAUAUCUGAGAGGAUAGCUCAGUGCAAUAACCUAAUGGUUAUUGCUCUUUCUGGUAAUAAUCUAGUUGGUUCAAUUCCUAAAUCAAUUGGAAGACUCGAGUAUCUUAACAGUCUAAUUCUCUUUGAUAACAAGCUUGAUGGUUCUCUGCCUCCUGAGCUUGGAAAUUGCAGUUCACUUACUGAAAUUAGGAUUCAGAAUAACUUAAUUGGUGGGAGCAUUCCUCCUGAAAUUUGUAACCUUGAAAAUCUUGAGGUUCUUUUUAUGUUCAAUAAUCGUGUUGGAGGCCAUAUUCCUUGGCAGAUAGGGAAAAUGACUAACCUUGUCCAAUUAGCCUUGUAUAAUAACAAUUUGACUGGUAGAAUCCCUUCUGCAAUUACCCAUUUGAAGAAACUCAACUUUCUAUCAUUAGCUCAUAAUAACCUUGCUGGAGAGGUACCUUCUGAUCUUGGGAAAGAUUGUCCCAGUUUUGAAAAACUGGAUCUAACAGGGAACCAACUUUAUGGACCAAUUCCUUCUACUAUAUGUAAUGGCAAUAAUCUUUCAGUUUUGGCCAUUGGAGACAAUAGAUUCAAUGGGAGUUUUCCAACUUGGAUUGGAAAAUGUUUAUCCCUCAGGAGGGUUAUUCUUAGUAAUAAUCUUCUUGAAGGAAGUAUACCAGCUGAUUUGGAAAGGAACUAUGGUGUUUCAUUUCUAGAAGUCAACAGAAAUUUGCUUGAAGGGGAAAUACCAUUAGUACUUGGUUUCUGGAGUAACCUAUCAAUGAUUGAUUUUUCAGAAAAUAGGCUAUCUGGUUUUAUACCUCCUGAGCUUGGAAAGCUUGCAAAUCUUCAAAUCUUAAGAGUUUCUUCUAAUAAAUUAACAGGGAGAAUUCCGCCUGACUUAGGAAAUUGCAGAAAGUUAAUUAAGCUUGAUCUAAGUAAGAAUAAUCUCUUAGGGAAAAUUCCUCCGGAGAUCACUUCAUUGAUAAAGUUGCAAAGCCUUCUCCUUACAGAGAAUAACCUUACUGGAGCAAUUCCUGACUUUUUCUCUUCCCUUCAAAGUCUUUUCGAGUUGCAGCUUUCUAACAAUAUGCUUGAAGGUCCUAUUCCUUGUAGUUUGAGUAAGCUUAACCAUUUUAGUUCAGUUCUCAAUUUGAGCUAUAACAAGCUCUCUGGUAAAAUCCCAGGAUGCCUAAGCAAUCUAGACAAGUUACAGAUUCUUGAUAUUUCAAGUAAUAAUUUAUCUGGUGAGAUACCAACAGAACUGAAUAAUAUGAUCUCCCUUUACUUUGUAAACAUUUCAUUCAAUCAACUCUCCGGCAAACUCCCAUCUUCAUGGAUGAGAAUAAUGGUCUCAUAUCCGGGGUCUUUUGUUGGAAAUCCAGAACUUUGUCUGCUAGGUAAUGAUGCAAGAUACUGCGAAGUUAGAGAAGGCCAUACACGAAGACAUAUAUUGGCUGGUGUAGUUGUUGGGGUUGUUGUUUCUGUGUCAUUGCUUUGUGCUGUGAUAUACAUUCUAGUUGUUCAAGGCUUUCAACAGAAAUAUUACCGUGAUCAAUCACUUCUUCGUGAAUGCCAAUCGAUAACUGAAGAUUUACCAGAAGAUUUGAAGUUUGAAGAUAUAAUGCGCGCUACUGAAGGCUGGAGUGAUAAGUAUGUAAUUGGGAGAGGCAAGCAUGGGACAGUUUACCGAACAGAAUCUAUAAACUCUAGAAAGAAUUGGGCUGUCAAAAAGGUGAAUUUAUCUGAAAUGAACUUCUGCCUUGAAAUGAGAACCUUGAGCUUAGUUAGGCACCGGAAUGUAGUUAGAAUGGCAGGUUACUGUAUCAAAGAUGGAUAUGGACUCAUUGUGACCGAGUACAUGCCUGGUGGGACACUUUUUGAUGUGUUGCACCGACAAGAACCACGGUCAGUUUUGGAUUGGGACACUAGAUAUCGCAUUGCUUUUGGAAUUGCUCAAGCCCUUGCUUAUCUUCACCAUGACUGCGUGCCCCAAAUCAUUCAUAGAGAUGUCAAAUCAGAUAACAUUUUGAUAGAUUCUGAAAUGGAGCCAAAGAUUGGAGAUUUUGGGAUGGCAAAAUUGCUCCUUGGUUCUGAUUCUAGCUCAACAAGGUCUUUAAUCGUCGGAACAUUGGGUUACAUGGCACCAGAAAAUGCAUAUGCCAUUCGAUUGACAGAGAAAGUUGAUGUGUACAGCUACGGAGUAAUUUUGCUUGAGCUUCUCUGUAGAAAAUUGCCCGUAGACCCCAACUUUGAAGAAGGUGAGGAUAUUGUGUCCUGGACAAGGAAGAAGCUGGAAGAGAAUGAUAAGUACAUUUGCUUUCUGGAUCAGGAAAUCAGUUCCUGGGAAAGAGAUGAGCAACGAAAAGCUUUGAAACUGCUAGAACUGGGACUUGAAUGCACUGAACCGAUAGCUGAUGCUAGACCCUCUAUGAGAGAUGUUGUGGUUUCACUUAUCAAGUUGAACAAUUAACAUGAGAGAAGUGUAUAUAUAAGAAUUGCGACUCUUCCUUCGAUGAGAAGUUCAGUUGCCACCUAAUUACCCAUACACCAUAA